Molecule: messenger RNA, 2013 nt
Organism: Bacidia gigantensis
Lineage: Eukaryota; Fungi; Ascomycota; Lecanoromycetes; Lecanorales; Ramalinaceae
Exons: 2
Coding region: 1-2013 (670 amino acids)
Biological process (GO): regulation of transcription by RNA polymerase II
Molecular function (GO): DNA-binding transcription factor activity, RNA polymerase II-specific; RNA polymerase II cis-regulatory region sequence-specific DNA binding
Source: RefSeq, a predicted model, not a curated record
AUGACUUCGGUGCAGUCUGUCAACGUUGGCCUGGGCUUGGCCGACUACUCAAAUGAAGCCACAACACCUACCACUCCUCGGGCCCCCGUAGUGCCCACGUCGCACGCUGCCGCAUCUCCACCGAAUGAUAAUGCUGGCGGACUGGGCUCGAGUACACCUACAAACUUGACUUUCGCCGGAAUUAAUGGCCAGCGACCCCUGCCCACUUCUCCUUUCUCGGGCUCUUUCUCUCCACCAGAUCGCCAGUCCGUCGAUACUGCAGUGGAGACUUCAAACAAACGGGAUUCGCAACUGUCCAUCCAAUCGAACGAAUCCCAAGAUGUUGAAAUGGCGGACUCGGACGGAGAGGGUGGUGAGAUCUCAGAUGGCGAAGGGAUGGGGCCUGACGCAGCACGAGGAUCCAAAAAGAAGAAGGGACAAAGGUUCUUCUGCACAGAUUUCCCGCCCUGCAAACUUAGCUUCACUCGAAGUGAACAUCUUGCGAGACAUAUAAGAAAACAUACCGGAGAGCGGCCAUUUCAAUGUCAUUGUUCGCGUCGAUUUUCCCGCCUGGACAAUCUUCGCCAACAUGCGCAGACUGUACACGUCAAUGAAGAGAUUCCAAUGGGCUCACUAGCUGCAACAGGCACUCGUUUCCAGAGGCAGAUCCGCACAGACCGAGUACCGAGACCGCCUGGCAGUCGACCGCGCGCGAAUACCGGUGGUAGUAGUGGUAGUAUUCCUCGCGGCCACAGUCGUAAUUUGUCCGCAUCUAGUGUUGGCUCAACGGCCUCCACCAUCAGUAGGGAUGAUGGAAGGAGAAGACCCGCACCCCUCAUCAUGGCAAAUGAUCCUUCGAAAUCAAGACUCACUCUGGAUGUGCUGAGAGAUCAAACUUCAACCCCUCCGGGACAGGGAUCGUUCUUUCGAGACGAGUCUGAAGGGUUGAGCACGCCUACCUCGACAACCUUCUCCACCGGAGGAAACAGUCCUGGAUACGGCUCCUCGAUUGGGUCUCCUGCAUCAAAUGUCAGGAAUAGCGGGUAUUGGGACGGUCGGGGUCAUAAUCGCCGGCUGUCAGUCCCGGUUGGGCCAAUGCCUUUUCAAUCACCCCAGAGCACCUCGUACGGCUCUCCCUAUUUGAGCCCCCUGGCCUCAUCGCAAGCAUCGAACUUUUCGAACCUUAGUAGCUCGUUCGGAAGUCCAACAAACGUAGCCCACACUAUCCAGUCUCGUGAGGCAGCUGAGAUGGAGAUACGACGACGGACAUGGCAUCCAACUCCUCACACAUAUACCAACUAUUCCCGUCCAACGGCUCCGAAUUUUUCGCGUCCUGCAACGAGCGGUCUGAGUUAUCAUCAAACACCCGAUGCGCCUCAUCCUUCAUAUUCCCACAACGCGACCGCUGCGGCAAGCCAAUCGCAGCGACUACCCGGGAUCGAAACAUUCGACCAGGGUCCUCUGAGAUCAGCAGCAUCUCCAUCUCGAGGUCCAACCCAUACUCAAGCGGAUCCACCGAAUCAGCCACCUUUGUAUGCCGGGUCCUCUCCCCAGCCGCAUCCUGGGCCGAGUGAUAGGAGAGGCCAUGCAUCAUGGGAUUUGUCUUUACAUCAGAAUUUGACAAAGCUGGAUCUGAAAAGUGGAGGUACGCCUCAAGAGUCCCAGCCGUGGACCCCACAAACCCAGCAAUACGAAGCAAGACUUUCUGUUGAUGGUGCAGCCCCGAGUCUUCGCCCAGCUCCGAUCAUCCACCAAGACACCAUGAAACGUCCUGCUGAAGAACUUGAUCACCCGUCGCCCAACCCAAACAGAGCAAAGCGACAAGGAUGGUAUGCUGGGCCUCCAAUACUUUCUACUACGUCGCACCCACGAGCCUCUCCUGGUGAAUCGACAAGUUCUGAAGGGAUUCCGAAAACGCCUUCUGGUCCCCCACUUGAGCAUCACCCAUCAAUAGUACAUAGCAAUGGAUUUGUUGAAACAAACCCCCCGCGAUCUAUUGGCGUCGCUGAAUCGCACGUAAGAGGUGACUCCUGA